AUGCAACUCCCGGAAGAAAUUCUCGACAUGAUCAUGGGCCAUGUCCUGGACAUGGACAGCUCGGAACUCACGAUCCAGAAGAAGCACGCGCGGCAGUCCAACAACGAACGCCGCAACAAACCCGGUCUCCAGACUCUGGCCAGCCUGCGUCUCACGAACAAGACCUUCAACCGCAUCGCCUCACCAUGGCUGUUUCGACAGGUGGAUAUCAGACUCACCGGCAGCUACACCAGGCCCCCGGUGUGGAGGCUGCAGCAGAUCGCGAACAGCCCGCACGCCCGGCAUGUGCGCCAGGUUGACCUUGGAUUCGCCCGAUCCAUCCGAGGGGAUGGUAGGCAGCGAUGGUCACAGGCGUCUAUGCCACCCCCCUACCUAGAUGAUGGUGGCAGCGUUGAGAGGGGCGCCUACGAGGCGGCGCUGGCGGAAUGUCUACCAUCGUGCUUGGCCAAAUUUUCCAAUCUCAAGGCUCUGGGCCUGGAUGACCCCAGUUCCCCCCUGAAGGAUCUGGACGAUGCCAACUCUGCCCUCUGCCGGAUCGUGGCGGAUAGUCUCCGCCAGGUGCCCGGGCUGGAUCGCGAGGAGCUUCGGCUCGAACUGCCUCGGACUUGGUAUCUUGACGCGAUCGAACCUCGGUUGAAUGUCCCGAACAGCAUGCGCCUGCGACACGUCUUUCACCGUCUCCGACAUCUCGGGGCUCUUGUGCUCAGACAUCGGACACGACAGCCCGACGGCAGCAACCUGCAGCAGAUCAUGGAAUUGCCGACCCUCCCGCUGGCCGAUUGGGCCGUCAAUGUCAAGGCCCUUGAGAUCGGGUCCGUGAACGAAUCGCGUCUUCCCCGGUUCACGUUCAGCCCCUCCCCCCUUCGUCUUGAAUCCCUCUUCCUCCGCCGGGUCCGAUUCUCCGAUCGGGCGCUUUUGCAUCUUCUCCAGCAGUGUCGGCAUUCCAUCCAACGCAUCUUCUUCGCGGAAUGUCGUCUCGAGACGGGCACAUGGCGGGAGGCUUUCGUGUGGAUGAGGGAUCUCCCUCGCCUGGUGGAUCUCGGUAUAGAUGAAGCUUCGUUCCGCAGUGAUAGUGAUGGCCAUGAUCGAGCCCUCCUCGGAUCCCAGAAUAGCGUCUACUCCUGCGGAAUGACAGCCAGUGGAGGUCCCUGUUAUCCCCGGACUCCCAACGUGCACGCGCUCUGGCUUCUCCGAUCGCAAGGAUACUAUCAGGCCCCGGGGAAUAUCCCGGAGCCUAGUAGUAUCUCUAGUCUCCCAGAGGGCAUCCCAGGAGGAACGAUACAAGCCAGCAGUUCCUAAAAGACUCUACAACCAAACAAAAAUCCUCACCGCCCAAUACAUCAUCCCGGGCUUUCCUCUUCCAGAGCUCACAUAUCCUGAAGCCGAACAGGCAAACAAACCAAUGCCAUCCCCAACCUCGAUGGAUGAGAUUCUAUCAACACGCCAACCAUCCAAAUUUGCAUUGCCGGAUGUAUCCCCAUGUGCCGUUUUCGAUGUGGUAAUGGCUUGGGUGUUGGGGCUGCUGCUUAUGGCUGUUGGGCUGGUUGUACGACUGGGGGGGAUAUUUACUGCCUUAAGACAACUAAUCCUGCAGUAUUGCUAGACUAUACAUUCUUCCCUUCUCAAUUUU
Messenger RNA from Aspergillus heteromorphus CBS 117.55, 1630 nucleotides. RefSeq lists its product as uncharacterized. The record is from RefSeq and is a predicted model, not a curated record. The coding region runs from base 1 to 1299 and encodes 432 amino acids. NCBI's taxonomy places the organism in Eukaryota, Fungi, Ascomycota, Eurotiomycetes, Eurotiales, Aspergillaceae. The transcript has 5 exons.